UAUUUGCACGACGCACUUACAAAUAACAACUUGCACGCCUCACACGCCCCCAGAAGCACACAACCAGAAACCCAUUUUUAAACUCAAAACAGCAGCGAAGCAACACAGCACAUAACCACCGCCGACAGGCCGCACAGCACACGCAACGCAGCAGACCACACUGCAGAUAUGUCCCUGAAAAGAACGAUACGUGACGACGAGCAUUCAGUUGUCGCCGUAGAGGUAGAGAGCGGCGACGCGUGCAUGCGAUCAAGCCCAGCCGAAGAACAACGGCAGGNAAAUAAACGUUCAGACAGGAUAUUUGUUUUGACAGGAGGAUUAGACUAGACUACAUAAAUAGACAAAGACGAGAGCACCAACGUUUUUUCAUCAUGGCUCACCAAAAUAAACGUUCAGACAGCAGGAUAUUUGGUUUGACAGGAGGAUACUUCGAGGUAUAUACGGAGAAUGUCUGUAUGUUGAUUGAUGGAAUUUACGUUGUCUGUCAUUAUGUGAUGAGAUGGUACUGCGAUGUGCUGGGUGCCUGCAUGUAUGUACUGCUGCGCUGGGGGGCAUGGAAGUAUUGGAGGUGCUCUUGGAGAGGUCUAACCCAUAGGAUGGCGAAUGAGAAGAAUUCGGGGAUAGGGGCGAGUGUGACAGGGGUGCGUGCGG
Molecule: messenger RNA, 651 nt
Organism: Ectocarpus sp. CCAP 1310/34
Lineage: Eukaryota; Phaeophyceae; Ectocarpales; Ectocarpaceae
Source: the annotation of a GenBank genome assembly